AUGAAUGAUGGGCAGCUGCUCGUAGAAGAGACUGACCAAUUUGGUCAAAAUAUACAUGUUGAUGUUACUAGCUGUCCAAGAGGUAAUUACUGUAAAAACAAUGUACAAUACAUAUGUCCUGCCGGAACCUAUGGAAACACCUUGGGACUAAGCACGCCUCUGUGUUCUGGAUUGUGUGUGGCAGGAUUUUAUUGCCCUGAAGGAACAAUCAAUUAUGUGCUGAAUAGAUGUGGAGCUGUCGAUAAAUACUGUCCUCAAGGAUCUUCAACUCCACUGCUAGCACCAGAAGGAUACUAUACCACACCCGAAAACGGUAACGUCAUGACAAGAACAGGCAUAGAAAUAUGUCCGCCAGGUCACCACUGCACUGGAGGAUUGACUACAAGUGAAUGUUCAGGAUUAUGUGAAGCUGGAUAUUAUUGUCCACCUGGAUCUACAAAUUCGACUGCAAAUGAUUGUGGAAGUGUAGAUAAAUACUGUCCUGAAGGAAGUGGAUCACCGAUUGAUGUGAGUGAAGGAUAUUAUUCUGGACCUGAAUCAUCGAAUGAAUCAAAUCGAUCUGAACAAACGAUUUGUCCAAUUGGCAGUUAUUGUGUGAAUGGAGUGAAGAAUGAAUGUCCUGCUGGUACUUAUGGAUCAACUGAAGGAUUGAGCAAUGAACAAUGUUCAGGAUUAUGUGAAGCUGGAUACUAUUGUCCACCUGGAUCUACAAAUGCAACUGCAAAUGAUUGUGGAAGUGUAAAUAAGUAUUGUCCUGAAGGAAGUGGAUCACCAAUCGAUGUGAGUGAAGGAUAUUAUUCUGGACCUGAAUCUGAGAAUGAAUCAAAUCGAUCUGAACAAACGAUUUGUCCAAUUGGCAGUUAUUGUGUGAACGGAGUAAAGAAUGAAUGUCCUGCUGGAUUAUGUGAAGCUGGAUACUAUUGUUUAGCUGGAUCUACAAAUGCAACUGCAAAUGAUUGUGGAAGUGUAGAUAAAUACUGUCCUGAAGGAAGUGGAUCACCAAUCGAUGUGAGUGAAGGAUAUUAUUCUGGACCUGAAUCAUCCAAUGAAUCAAAUCGAUCUGAACAAACGAUUUGUCCAAUUGGCAGUUAUUGUGUGAAUGGAGUAAAGAAUGAAUGUCCUGCUGGUACUUAUGGAUCGAUUGAAGGAUUGACUACAAGUGAAUGUUCAGGAUUAUGUGAAGCUGGAUACUAUUGUUUAGCUGGAUCUACAAAUGCAACUGCAAAUGAUUGUGGAAGUGUAGAUAAAUAUUGUCCUGAAGGAAGUGGAUCACCGAUUGAUGUGAGUGAAGGAUAUUAUUCUGGACCUGAAUCAUCCAAUGAAUCAAAUCGAUCUGAACAAACGAUUUGUCCAAUUGGCAGUUAUUGUGUGAACGGAGUAAAGAAUGAAUGUCCUGCUGGUACUUAUGGAUCAACUGAAGGAUUGACUACAAGUGAAUGUUCAGGAUUAUGUGAAGCUGGAUACUAUUGUCCACCUGGAUCUACAAAUGCAACUGCAAAUGAUUGUGGAAGUGUAGAUAAAUACUGUCCUGAAGGAAGUGGAUCACCGAUUGAUGUGAGUGAAGGAUAUUAUUCUGGACCUGAAUCAUCCAAUGAAUCAAAUCGAUCUGAACAAACGAUUUGUCCAAUUGGCAGUUAUUGUGUGAAUGGAGUGAAGAAUGAAUGUCCUGCUGGUACUUAUGGAUCGAUUGAAGGAUUGACUACAAGUGAAUGUUCAGGAUUAUGUGAAGCUGGAUACUAUUGUUUAGCUGGAUCUACAAAUGCAACUGCAAAUGAUUGUGGAAGUGUAGAUAAAUACUGUCCUGAAGGAAGUGGAUCACCGAUUGAUGUGAGUGAAGGAUAUUAUUCUGGACCUGAAUCUGAGAAUGAAGCAAAUCGAUCUGAACAAACGAUUUGUCCAAUUGGCAGUUAUUGUGUGAACGGAGUGAAGAAUGAAUGUCCUGCUGGUACUUAUGGAUCGAUUGAAGGAUUGAGCAAUGAACAAUGUUCAGGAUUAUGUGAAGCUGGAUACUAUUGUUUAGCUGGAUCUACAAAUGCAACUGCAAAUGAUUGUGGAAGUGUAGAUAAAUAUUGUCCUGAAGGAAGAUAUUAUUCUGGACCUGAAUCAUCCAAUGAAUCAAAUCGAUCUGAACAAACGAUUUGUCCAAUUGGCAGUUAUUGUGUGAAUGGAGUGAAGAAUGAAUGUCCUGCUGGUACUUAUGGAUCGAUUGAAGGAUUGAGCAAUGAACAAUGUUCAGGAUUAUGUGAAGCUGGAUACUAUUGUUUAGCUGGAUCUACAAAUGCAACUGCAAAUGAUUGUGGAACUGGAUACUAUUGUCCACCUGGAUCUACAAAUGCAACUGCAAAUGAUUGUGGAAGUGUAGAUAAAUAUUGUCCUGAAGGAAGUGGAUCACCGAUUGAUGUGAGUGAAGGAUAUUAUUCUGGACCUGAAUCAUCCAAUGAAUCAAAUCGAUCUGAACAAACGAUUUGUCCAAUUGGCAGUUAUUGUGUGAAUGGAGUGAAGAAUGAAUGUCCUGCUGGUACUUAUGGAUCGAUUGAAGGAUUGAGCAAUGAACAAUGUUCAGGAUUAUGUGAAGCUGGAUACUAUUGUCCACCUGGAUCUACAAAUGCAACUGCAAAUGAUUGUGGAAGUGUAGAUAAAUAUUGUCCUGAAGGAAGUGGAUCACCGAUUGAUGUGAGUGAAGGAUAUUAUUCUGGACCUGAAUCAUCCAAUGAAUCAAAUCGAUCUGAACAAACGAUUUGUCCAAUUGGCAGUUAUUGUGUGAAUGGAGUGAAGAAUGAAUGUCCUGCUGGUACUUAUGGAUCGAUUGAAGGAUUGAGCAAUGAACAAUGUUCAGGAUUAUGUGAAGCUGGAUACUAUUGUCCACCUGGAUCUACAAAUGCAACUGCAAAUGAUUGUGGAAGUGUAGAUAAAUAUUGUCCUGAAGGAAGUGGAUCACCAAUUGAUGUGAGUGAAGGAUAUUAUUCUGGACCUGAAUCUCGGAAUGAAUCAAAUCGAUCUGAACAAACGAUUUGUCCAAUUGGCAGUUAUUGUGUGAAUGGAGUGAAGAAUGAAUGUCCUGCUGGUACUUAUGGAUCGAUUGAAGGAUUGACUACAAGUGAAUGUUCAGGAUUAUGUGAAGCUGGAUACUAUUGUUUAGCUGGAUCUACAAAUGCAACUGCAAAUGAUUGUGGAAGUGUAGAUAAAUAUUGUCCUGAAGGAAGUGGAUCACCGAUUGAUGUGACAAAUCGAUCUGAACAAACGAUUUGUCCAAUUGGCAGUUAUUGUGUGAACGGAGUGAAGAAUGAAUGUCCUGCUGGUACUUAUGGAUCGAUUGAAGGAUUGAGCAAUGAACAAUGUUCAGGAUUAUGUGAAGCUGGAUACUAUUGUUUAGCUGGAUCUACAAAUGCAACUGCAAAUGAUUGUGGAAGUGUAGAUAAAUAUUGUCCUGAAGGAAGUGGAUCACCGAUUGAUAAUGAAGCAAAUCGAUCUGAACAAACGAUUUGUCCAAUUGGCAGUUAUUGUGUGAAUGGAGUGAAGAAUGAAUGUCCUGCUGGAUUAUGUGAAGCUGGAUACUAUUGUUUAGCUGGAUCUACAAAUGGAACUGCAAAUGAAUGUGGAAGUGUUGAUAAAUAUUGUCCUCGAGGAAGUGGAUCACCGAUUGAUGGGAGUGAAGGAUAUUAUUCUGGACCUGAAUCAUCCAAUGAAUCAAAUCGAUCUGAACAAACGAUUUGUCCAAUUGGCAGUUAUUGUGUGAAUGGAGUGAAGAAUGAAUGUCCUGCUGGUACUUAUGGAUCGAUUGAAGGAUUGAGCAAUGAACAAUGUUCAGGAUUAUGUGAAGCUGGAUACUAUUGUUUAGCUGGAUCUACAAAUGCAACUGCAAAUGAUUGUGGAAGUGUAGAUAAAUACUGUCCUGAAGGAAGUGGAUCACCGAUUGAUGUGAGUGAAGGAUAUUAUUCUGGACCUGAAUCUGAGAAUGAAGCAAAUCGAUCUGAACAAACGAUUUGUCCAAUUGGCAGUUAUUGUGUGAACGGAGUGAAGAAUGAAUGUCCUGCUGGUACUUAUGGAUCGAUUGAAGGAUUGAGCAAUGAACAAUGUUCAGGAUUAUGUGAAGCUGGAUACUAUUGUUUAGCUGGAUCUACAAAUGCAACUGCAAAUGAUUGUGGAAGUGUAGAUAAAUAUUGUCCUGAAGGAAGUGGAUCACCGAUUGAUGUGAGUGAAGGAUAUUAUUCUGGACCUGAAUCUGAGAAUGAAUCAAAUCGAUCUGAACAAACGAUUUGUCCAAUUGGCAGUUAUUGUGUGAAUGGAGUGAAGAAUGAAUGUCCUGCUGGAUUAUGUGAAGCUGGAUACUAUUGUCCACCUGGAUCUACAAAUGCAACUGCAAAUGAUUGUGGAAGUGUAGAUAAAUAUUGUCCUGAAGGAAGUGGAUCACCAAUUGAUGUGAGUGAAGGAUAUUAUUCUGGACCUGAAUCUGAGAAUGAAUCAAAUCGAUCUGAACAAACGAUUUGUCCAAUUGGCAGUUAUUGUGUGAAUGGAGUGAAGAAUGAAUGUCCUGCUGGUACUUAUGGAUCGAUUGAAGGAUUGACUACAAGUGAAUGUUCAGGAUUAUGUGAAGCUGGAUAUUAUUGUCCACCUGGAUCUACAAAUGCAACUGCAAAUGAUUGUGGAAGUGUAGAUAAAUACUGUCCUGAAGGAAGUGGAUCACCAAUCGAUGUGAGUGAAGGAUAUUAUUCUGGACCUGAAUCAUCCAAUGAAUCAAAUCGAUCUGAACAAACGAUUUGUCCAAUUGGCAGUUAUUGCUCGAACGGAGUGAAGAAUGAAUGUCCCGCUGGUACUUAUGGAUCAAGUGAAGGAUUGAGCAAUGAGCAAUGUUCAGGAUUAUGUGAAGCUGGAUAUUAUUGUUUAGCUGGAUCUACAAAUGCAACUGCAAAUGAUUGUGGAAGUGUAGAUAAAUAUUGUCCUGAAGGAAGUGGAUCACCAAUUGAUGUGACAAAUCGAUCUGAACAAACGAUUUGUCCAAUUGGCAGUUAUUGUGUGAAUGGAGUGAAGAAUGAAUGUCCCGCUGGAUUAUGUGAAGCUGGAUAUUAUUGUUUAGCUGGAUCUACAAAUUCAACUGCAAAUGAUUGUGGAAGUGUAGAUAAAUAUUGUCCUGAAGGAAGUGGAUCACCAAUUGAUGUGAGUGAAGGAUAUUAUUCUGGACCUGAAUCAUCCAAUGAAUCAAAUCGAUCUGAACAAACGAUUUGUCCAAUUGGCAGUUAUUGCUCGAACGGAGUGAAGAAUGAAUGUCCCGCUGGUACUUAUGGAUCAAGUGAAGGAUUGAGCAAUGAGCAAUGUUCAGGAUUAUGUGAAGCUGGAUAUUAUUGUUUAGCUGGAUCUACAAAUGCAACUGCAAAUGAUUGUGGAAGUGUAGAUAAAUAUUGUCCUGAAGGAAGAUACUAUUCUGGACCUGAAACUGAGAAUGAAUCAAAUCGAUCUGAACAAACGAUUUGUCCAAUUGGCAGUUAUUGCUCGAACGGAGUGAAGAAUGAAUGUCCCGCUGGUACUUAUGGAUCAACUGAAGGAUUGACUACAAGUGAAUGUUCAGGAUUAUGUGAAGCUGGAUACUAUUGUUUAGCUGGAUCUACAAAUGCAACUGCAAAUGAUUGUGGAAGUGUAGAUAAAUACUGUCCUGAAGGAAGUGGAUCACCGAUUGAUGUGAGUGAAGGAUAUUAUUCUGGACCUGAAUCAUCCAAUGAAUCAAAUCGAUCUGAACAAACGAUUUGUCCAAUUGGCAGUUAUUGUGUGAAUGGAGUGAAGAAUGAAUGUCCUGCUGGUACUUAUGGAUCGAUUGAAGGAUUGAGCAAUGAACAAUGUUCAGGAUUAUGUGAAGCUGGAUACUAUUGUCCACCUGGAUCUACAAAUGCAACUGCAAAUGAUUGUGGAAGUGUAGAUAAAUAUUGUCCUGAAGGAAGUGGAUCACCGAUUGAUGUGAGUGAAGGAUAUUAUUCUGGACCUGAAUCAUCCAAUGAAUCAAAUCGAUCUGAACAAACGAUUUGUCCAAUUGGCAGUUAUUGUGUGAAUGGAGUGAAGAAUGAAUGUCCUGCUGGUACUUAUGGAUCAACUGAAGGAUUGACUACAAGUGAAUGUUCAGGAUUAUGUGAAGCUGGAUACUAUUGUUUAGCUGGAUCUACAAAUGCAACUGCAAAUGAUUGUGGAAGUGUAGAUAAAUAUUGUCCUGAAGGAAGUGGAUCACCGAUUGAUGUGAGUGAAGGAUAUUAUUCUGGACCUGAAUCUCGGAAUGAAGCAAAUCGAUCUGAACAAACGAUUUGUCCAAUUGGCAGUUAUUGUGUGAAUGGAGUGAAGAAUGAAUGUCCUGCUGGUACUUAUGGAUCGAUUGAAGGAUUGAGCAAUGAACAAUGUUCAGGAUUAUGUGAAGCUGGAUACUAUUGUCCACCUGGAUCUACAAAUGCAACUGCAAAUGAUUGUGGAAGUGUAGAUAAAUAUUGUCCUGAAGGAAGUGGAUCACCGAUUGAUGUGAGUGAAGGAUAUUAUUCUGGACCUGAAUCAUCCAAUGAAUCAAAUCGAUCUGAACAAACGAUUUGUCCAAUUGGCAGUUAUUGUGUGAAUGGAGUGAAGAAUGAAUGUCCUGCUGGUACUUAUGGAUCAACUGAAGGAUUGAGCAAUGAACAAUGUUCAGGAUUAUGUGAAGCUGGAUACUAUUGUCCACCUGGAUCUACAAAUGCAACUGCAAAUGAUUGUGGAAGUGUAGAUAAAUAUUGUCCUGAAGGAAGUGGAUCACCGAUUGAUGUGAGUGAAGGAUAUUAUUCUGGACCUGAAUCAUCCAAUGAAUCAAAUCGAUCUGAACAAACGAUUUGUCCAAUUGGCAGUUAUUGUGUGAAUGGAGUGAAGAAUGAAUGUCCUGCUGGUACUUAUGGAUCAACUGAAGGAUUGACUACAAGUGAAUGUUCAGGAUUAUGUGAAGCUGGAUACUAUUGUUUAGCUGGAUCUACAAAUGCAACUGCAAAUGAUUGUGGAAGUGUAGAUAAAUAUUGUCCUGAAGGAAGUGGAUCACCAAUUGAUGUGAGUGAAGGAUAUUAUUCUGGACCUGAAUCUGAGAAUGAAUCAAAUCGAUCUGAACAAACGAUUUGUCCAAUUGGCAGUUAUUGUGUGAAUGGAGUGAAGAAUGAAUGUCCUGCUGGAUUAUGUGAAGCUGGAUACUAUUGUCCACCUGGAUCUACAAAUGCAACUGCAAAUGAUUGUGGAAGUGUAGAUAAAUACUGUCCUGAAGGAAGUGGAUCACCGAUUGAUGUGAGUGAAGGAUAUUAUUCUGGACCUGAAUCUGAGAAUGAAGCAAAUCGAUCUGAACAAACGAUUUGUCCAAUUGGCAGUUAUUGUGUGAACGGAGUGAAGAAUGAAUGUCCUGCUGGUACUUAUGGAUCGAUUGAAGGAUUGAGCAAUGAACAAUGUUCAGGAUUAUGUGAAGCUGGAUACUAUUGUUUAGCUGGAUCUACAAAUGCAACUGCAAAUGAUUGUGGAAGUGUAGAUAAAUAUUGUCCUGAAGGAAGUGGAUCACCAAUUGAUGUGAGUGAAGGAUAUUAUUCUGGACCUGAAUCAUCCAAUGAAUCAAAUCGAUCUGAACAAACGAUUUGUCCAAUUGGCAGUUAUUGUGUGAAUGGAGUGAAGAAUGAAUGUCCUGCUGGUACUUAUGGAUCAAUUGAAGGAUUGACUACAAGUGAAUGUUCAGGAUUAUGUGAAGCUGGAUAUUAUUGUUUAGCUGGAUCUACAAAUGCAACUGCAAAUGAUUGUGGAAGUGUAGAUAAAUAUUGUCCUGAAGGAAGUGGAUCACCAAUUGAUAAUGAAUCAAAUCGAUCUGAACAAACGAUUUGUCCAAUUGGCAGUUAUUGCUCGAACGGAGUGAAGAAUGAAUGUCCUGCUGGUACUUAUGGAUCAAUUGAAGGAUUGAGCAAUGAGCAAUGUUCAGGAUUAUGUGAAGCUGGAUAUUAUUGUUUAGCUGGAUCUACAAAUGCAACUGCAAAUGAUUGUGGAAGUGUAGAUAAAUAUUGUCCUGAAGGAAGUGGAUCACCAAUUGAUGUGAGUGAAGGAUACUAUUCUGGACCUGAAUCAUCCAAUGAAUCAAAUCGAUCUGAACAAACGAUUUGUCCAAUUGGCAGUUAUUGUGUGAACGGAGUGAAGAAUGAAUGUCCUGCUGGUACUUAUGGAUCGAUUGAAGGAUUGAGCAAUGAACAAUGUUCAGGAUUAUGUGAAGCUGGAUACUAUUGUUUAGCUGGAUCUACAAAUGCAACUGCAAAUGAUUGUGGAAGUGUAGAUAAAUAUUGUCCUGAAGGAAGUGGAUCACCGAUUGAUGUGAGUGAAGGAUAUUAUUCUGGACCUGAAUCAUCCAAUGAAUCAAAUCGAUCUGAACAAACGAUUUGUCCAAUUGGCAGUUAUUGUGUGAAUGGAGUGAAGAAUGAAUGUCCUGCUGGUACUUAUGGAUCAACUGAAGGAUUGAGCAAUGAACAAUGUUCAGGAUUAUGUGAAGCUGGAUAUUAUUGUUUAGCUGGAUCUACAAAUUCGACUUCAAAUGAUUGUGGAAGUGUAGAUAAGUAUUGUCCUGAAGGAAGUGGAUCACCAAUCGAUGUGCCUGAUGGUUUGUGCAGUUAUCCGUUUGACGUACCAGCAUCUAAUAGAUUUGAUUUGUACACUCCGACUGCCUGGGAGAUUUGUAUUGAUGGAAUGUAA
Messenger RNA from Blastocystis hominis, 8697 nucleotides. RefSeq lists its product as hypothetical. Lineage: Eukaryota; Bigyra; Opalinata; Blastocystidae. Bases 1 to 8697 code for a protein of 2898 amino acids. The record is from RefSeq and is a predicted model, not a curated record. The transcript is spliced from 14 exons.